AACUGCAUGCAUUCUUUACUUUCACUUUGAGAUAAACAAAUGGUUCGUAACCGAGUAAUGCUUCGACAAAAUUAUGAUUAUGAAAUGCGGACUGAUGAUUUUGGACCUCAGGGUACACUGUUUACCUUUACAAAGCGUUUACAAUCGAAAGCUCUCGCUUUGUCCAUGUUUGUUUUCGCAGCAGGUCUCUACAAAUCCUGUUACAGUUCGGAACAAUAUUUUUCUAAGAAUUUCAUCUGGGUCGUAGCAAUCGUCCUACCUGUACUUGCUGUUAUUCGGAGCCUAACCACUGUACAUACAGAGACACUCCUAGUCAUGUCUACUGUUGGAGUGACCAUUAAGCGCUGCACAUUGCUGGGAACCACAUCAAAAUUCUUUGACAGUAGACACAUACAAGAUAUUGUGAUACUGGAAGUUAUUUCCAUGCACAAAAUUGUAUUUCAACUUGUGGUAUUACCAAAGACACAUUCUUCUUCAAGCAGCAAAGAAAAAACGUUUCCACUUCUUUUAGGAUUCAAACCAAAGCUGUCGGACCUACAGGCAAUAUACAGGGAGACACAAGAAAAACUUCAUUUAUUGAAUAACUCAAAGAGAUGACAACUUGUUGCAUUUAUUGACAAUUUUAAUUUUAAAUAAGUAGCUUACAUGACUGUGUUCAUGAUUGAUUUUCUUGAAGAACUAGUAUGAAUCAUUGAGACCUCAUAUAUUUACAUAACUUUAGUUGUUGGUAACAUGAUAAAUUGCACAGAUAUUUUAUAUGCAGACAGGUAUGAAGCACAAAAGUAGUCCUUUUCUUAUUGAGGCUUAUACACUCAAGUUUUGUGGGCAAAUUUCCUAAUUUUAUUUACAGUACGACAUGUACUAUAAAUAUCCCUCGCUGAACUGAAAGUUUUGGGAGGGGGAUUUGGCAUUGUCCGUCUGGGUUUUUUUUAUGUCCGCAACCAUAUCUUAGUAGGCAUUGGUCAGACUAUGUUCAAACUUGGCCAGAAUGUUCCCCUUGAACCACAACUAUAUCUUAAAGUGGGUCACAUCAUGAGGUCCAAACAAGAUCACAAGGUCAUCAUAGAAAAAUCUUUGAAACAUGCUAGAGGCAUUAUAUUUAAUCCACUUUUCAUCAAACUUAAUUAGAAUGUUUCUCCUUUAUAAACUCUUGAAAAAAGGGUCACAUUUGAUAAAAAGUAAGGUCAAAAGGUCAAAUCAUAGAAUGUUUUGUCUGGAAUCAUAUCAUGGUUAUGAUCAGUCAGAUUAUGUUUAAACUUUGACAGAAUCUUACCCUUGAUAAGACUCAACACAUUUUAAAAUUGGUUCACAAUUGGGUCAAAAACUAGGUCACUAGGUCAAAUCUUGGGAACAUACUAGAGUCAUUAUAUCUGGUUCAAUAUUUAUGAAACUAAAUCAGAAUAUGUUCCUUGACAAAAUCAUUUACUAGUUUGAAACUGGGUCAUAUGAGUCAGCAUCUAGGUCACUAGGUCAAAUCUUUGAAAAAUCAUGUCUGUUGUUUAACCAACAUUUGAUUUCCAACCCAUCUACUUUUUCUAAACAGGCAGGGGAUAUCAAUGAAUUAUCUUGUUCUUUAGCAUAUGAUGUUGCUUGUUUUGAGUGUAAUGUAACCAUUGCAUAUUUCUUUCAGUUACACACGCCAUGUUCUCACUAGCAGAAUGUUGGCCUGAACUUUAAUAGAAACCAAUGUAUUUUUUAUUAACAUACUUGUUAUUAGUACAUGUCAAACAGCUUAACAAUACACAUGUAUCAGGCUUAAAUUGAUCAUCAGGGAAUGCAAGCUAUCAUUGACAUAUGUAGUAUGUGCUUUUACUGUUUUAUACUUUUCUACAUCACAUAUAACAUGUAUAUUGAGAUUUGUAUUCUUUAUCUGCAAUUAUGCCAUUCCUUUGAUUUCUUUAAUUAUCUGUUUUUCAUAUAGUGAAAUAAGAAUGAUGUACAUUGUUGUUUGGACAGGAAGGAGGGCAAGCGCGAAAGAAGUUUCAAACCCACCUAUGAUACGGAAUAAUUUUAAUAAGGGUUAACAUAUAGUGACCGAACUUAGUAUAUGGAAAGAGUUUAUAGUGACCUUUUAUGCGAUUGCAUUUUCAGCCCCUUGGUCAAGGUCACUGUUACUAAAAAUAGAUAAAUGGUUGAAACUGAACAUCUUUAGUUUGGGUUGACAGUGUGUGACCAAACUUGGUUUAUAGAAAGAGCUUAUAGAGACCUUUCACUGGAUUAAAUUUUUGACCUUUAGGAUCAAGGUCUAAGUAACAGUUACUAAAGAAGAAAAACAGUUUAAACUGAACAGUUAGUUACAGUUCAUUUAUUAUAACUAUUCCUUGUAACUAUUCGUAAAAUACAGAGUCAUAUUUUACUGUCAAUCAUUAAAGACCUGCUUUCGGCGCAUUGCAGCAUUUCUUGUAUUUUUACGUAAGGCAGAUUGUGAAAGCAUUUUAUUUUUGUUGUAUGAAUACUUUAUUUUAUUUUGUUAGAUGUAUAAAAUAGCAAAUC
Molecule: messenger RNA, 2493 nt
Organism: Mya arenaria
Lineage: Eukaryota; Metazoa; Mollusca; Bivalvia; Myida; Myidae
Exons: 5
Coding region: 40-597 (185 amino acids)
Biological process (GO): GPI anchor biosynthetic process
Cellular component (GO): glycosylphosphatidylinositol-N-acetylglucosaminyltransferase (GPI-GnT) complex
Source: RefSeq, a predicted model, not a curated record